GUGGGAUUCUCUGGUGCUCUCGCCACCCAUUUCAUCCCCCACUCGUCUUGUUCUUCUUGAUCGUAUCGCCUUCGUGCUCAUUCGCUUCUCGUCAAAACACAUCGAGGCAGCACAUCUUACGUGUUUCUCUCUCUCCUCUGGAUCGUGGGAAUGGAAAUAAAUAAUUAUUAGAUUUCAAUGCCAUAACAAGCGAUGUAAUUUUCUCGGACGAAAUUUCCCCGAGAAAAUUAGAACAAACACAUGGAGAGCCCAAGAAAAUCCAGCUCCUUCUGAACUCUUUAAGUCAUCGCUCCCGAAACCCUUCCUCACAAAUCCAAAUCCUGUAAAGUCGCGAUCUUUUCCUCUUAUCCGAUGUUUUCCAUUUCAGGGAUUUGUUCUGUGCAUGCAAGAGCCAAAAACAGAUCAAGAGCGGCCUCUGGAUGAGAGAAUCAUCCGACCCAGAUGUCCGAUUCCGACAAAGCGAAGGUGGAUCCACUGUUGAAGGAUUUGGAUGAGAAGAAAGAGACUUUCCGGCGAAACGUCGUGUCUCUGGCGGCGGAGCUGAAGCAAGUAAAGGUCCGUUUGGUUUCUCAAGAACAAUCCUUUGUUAGAGAAACGCUAUGUAGAAAGGAAACAGAAGCUAAGGCCAAGAACAUGGAAAUGGAGAUCUGUAAAUUGCAAAAGAAAUUAGAAGCUAGAAAUUGUCAGCUUGAAGCUGCAGCCUCUGCUGUUGAAAAGUUCCUUAAGGAAUUGGAUGAUCUGAGAUCACAGCUUGCCAUCACCAAUCAAACCUCAGAAGCAAGUGCUGCUUCUGCUCAAUCUGCACAAUUGCAGUGCUCAACACUUAUGCAACAACUCGACGAAAAAACACUUUCUCUUAGAGACCACGAAGAUCGUGUAACUCAGCUUGGACAUAAGCUCGAUAAUCUGCAGAGUGAACUGGACGCCAGAGAAUUCUCUCAAAAACAGCUGAGAGAAGAAGUUCUGAGAAUCGAGAACGACAUAACAGAGGCUGUUGCAAAGGCCGGGAUGAAUGCAGACUGUGAGCUUAGGAGAAUCCUGGAAGGCGUAUCACCAAAGAACUUUGAGAGGAUCAACAAGAUUUUGGCGACGAAAGAUGAAGAGAUCUCGAAGCUGAAAGAUGAUAUAAGGUUCAUUUCGGCUCAGUGGAAGCUCAAGACCAAGGAGCUUGAAGGACAGCUGGAGAAACAGAGAAGGGCGGAUCAAGAGUUGAAGAAGAAGGUUCUGAAACUGGAGUUUUGCCUUCAGGAAGCUCGAAGUCAGACAAGGAAGCUGCAGAGAAUGGGGGAGAGAAGGGACAAGGCGAUCAAAGAACUGAGAGAUCGGUUGUCGGAGAGACGGCAGAACGAAUCAGAGCUGCCUCCCCCGUCGGAGAGACCCAACUUCUGGGAAACUUCGGGUUUCAAGAUCGUGGUCUCAAUGUCCAUGUUGUUCCUUGUCAUAGUCUCCAAGCGAUGAACCCUUUUUUUUCCCGUCUUUGUAAUCUUGAAUUCCUAUUUUUUUUAAAUGUAAGUGUAGUUGCAGAUAUAUAGAGUCAUACAUGCAGUAUAUCUUACAAGAAAAGAGCAACCAAUAUUCCUGGUUCA
Messenger RNA from Tarenaya hassleriana, 1586 nucleotides. RefSeq names its product myosin heavy chain, clone 203-like. The record is from RefSeq and is a predicted model, not a curated record. The coding region runs from base 442 to 1458 and encodes 338 amino acids. The transcript is spliced from 7 exons. Lineage: Eukaryota; Viridiplantae; Streptophyta; Magnoliopsida; Brassicales; Cleomaceae.